Seminavis robusta is the source of this 1115-nucleotide messenger RNA. The record is from the annotation of a GenBank genome assembly. Lineage: Eukaryota; Bacillariophyta; Bacillariophyceae; Naviculales; Naviculaceae.
CCCGACUGGCCUUUGGAUUGAAUGAGGAGCACCUCCGUUCGCUUCGAUCUUCUUUCUCUCACAUUUUCCAAACACAAAAACCAGCAACACUCGCAACAUAGACAACAAGGACAAGCCCACACACGCCAACACCAUGAAGGCCAACAGCAAAGCAAACGCCAAGGCAGUCGCCAACACCAUCGCCAAGCCCACAGCUCUCGACAUCAUGAUGGGGCGAGGCGGCAUGAGCAACAAUCACCCAGGAAACAAGCACUAUCACACAGUCCUUGAAACCCGCGCCUGGGAGUAUUCACAACUCAAGGGGCGCAAUGCCAAGACGGACUUGGCAUGGGAAGUGUUUCAUCAACUCAAGAGAGAAGGUGCGAGGUUCCUAAAGUACGAUAAACCAACAGGGGAGUACAUCGAAGCUUCAAACGACGAUGCCAGAAAAAAGAUCAGCCAACGGCUACGUGAGCUUGCCUUGGAGGUGAGGGAACAUACAUCCAGCGAAGAAGAGGAAGCCGAGGCAUUGGACACGCCCAUUCCGCUAAAGGCUGAUAACUUGAGGGUCCAUGAAAACCCAUUUGAAGCCGACACCACAAUGUCUGAUCUCCUCAAAUCCUGCUUCCUGGAUGACGACGAUACAAACAAGAAACCCAGUCCCACCCUCGACACACUUCUAAACUCCAGCCUCCACAGCUAUGACUUUCACAACGACCCUUCUCCUUUCUCCUCCUGGGAAGAGAUCAACUCUGACUAUGCCGUGUGCAGCUCAUUGGGCGAUCUCUCGGCCUGCGAGUUGUCCACGUUGGCAACCGCACCUCUUCCGCUAACGUUUGACUUCUCCUUUGACUGGCCGAACGACUUCCUCGCAGAACAAGUACCCAGCAACGAACAGCCAUUGCGGUACGAUCAGGAUUUGCGGUUCGGGCGGGUCGCCUCCUUCCCUGGCUCCUUCCAUGACCAAGGCGACUACGGCAGGGUCGCCAAGCGACGACGCGAAUCCCACUGAACCCACCCCGGGCUUGGCGAAACUCGAGAUACACCAAAUGCAAACGAUACAGCAUCCCAUAACGAAUAAAUACAUGUACAUUUUAGAGCUAAAUCAAACCGAAAUGAUUUCCCUGCAGGCGAUG